AUGUCGAAUGGUUUUUCUAUGAUUGACGAAGAUAAUCGUGUUUACACAAAAAGAUCAAAUGGAAAAUUUAUCAUCAUGUCAUUAUAUGUUAAUGACAUAUUAAUAGCUGGGAAUGACCUAUAUUAUCUAACUCAUGUCAAAGCUUGGACGUCGUCUAACUUUGAAAUGAAGGACACGGAUACUCAUAUUGCCAAAGGUGAUAACCUGAGUCGAAGAUUAUGCCCCAAGACUCUAGAAGAACAAGAUAAAAUGAACCAGGUUCCUUAUGCAAAUGCAGUUGGAAGUUUGAUGUAUGCAAUGAUGUGUACAAGACCUGAUAUUUGUUUUGCCGUGGGGAUGGUAAGCAGAUAUCAAUCCAAUCCAAGUCCAGCACAUUGGAUAGCAAUUAAAAGGAUAUUGAGAUAUCUUAAAGGUAUUGCGGACUACUCAUCGUGUUAUCAAUGUGGUAAUUUACAAUUGAGAGGCUAUACAGAUGUCGAUUGGGCAAAAGAUACGGAUGAAAGAAAAUCCACUUUUGGUUUUGUUCUCUUGCUUAACAAUGGAGCUAUAUCUUGGAGUAACAAGAAAUAA
Jatropha curcas is the source of this 570-nucleotide messenger RNA. The record is from RefSeq and is a predicted model, not a curated record. Lineage: Eukaryota; Viridiplantae; Streptophyta; Magnoliopsida; Malpighiales; Euphorbiaceae.